Molecule: messenger RNA, 2584 nt
Organism: Apis florea (little honeybee)
Lineage: Eukaryota; Metazoa; Arthropoda; Insecta; Hymenoptera; Apidae
Product: UNC93-like protein
Biological process (GO): regulation of potassium ion transport; regulation of muscle contraction
Cellular component (GO): plasma membrane; striated muscle dense body
Molecular function (GO): potassium channel regulator activity
Source: RefSeq, a predicted model, not a curated record
UUAUCAUCAUUUUGAUGAUGUCAAUUCAAUUUCCAUAAAUAAACAGUAAAGUAUAAGAUUUUCAAUAAUGAUUUGUCUGGUGUAGUGUUUGCUUGGUAAGCUGCGGUUUCUCAGUUUAACGUGGUUAUCGAUCAUGCAACGAUACAUAACAAGUGAUAUAAAUAUAUGGUAAACGAUGAAAGAAAAAGAAUCAAUGGAUAUCUUAAAAUUGUUCAAAUUAAUUUUCUGGUGAGGUGAACUUUCGAACUUAUAUGUAUGUAUUUGUGUUUUCCUCGCUAUUUUAAUGGAGAAGAUUAAUCAAAAGAUCGAAACAUGCGUGUUUCGAAAAGAAAAAUGUUUCAUGGAUCGGAUUUAUUGUUUCAUCAUUAAACAAAUUGAUAUUUGGUAUUAUUAAUUGUAUGAUGUAUAGAAGAAUAAAAAUAGUUGGUGAUUCGUUCAUAGAUGAAGAACCAUGAUGAACGUUAAUCAAUGCUACAACACAGCUGUAAAAAAAUAUAGGUAACCGGCAGAUAAACAGAUGGAAGGUGAAAGAGCAAAAAAGAAAUUUCAACAAUGAUAAAAAUCGUAUAUUUUCUUGGCAAUGAUUUCCUCCGGAACUGAAAAGGUGUUUAAACGAAUUUAAAGAGAUAAAUCCAACGAACCAGAGCGAAAAAAGGGCAAGAAAAAUGGGCUCUCUGCCAAAUUUACAUGAAUUGUCGAAGGACAAACUCGAAAGUCUUGCUUAUAGACCGGCUCCGAUCGGUGGUUUAGGACCCAUACGACUGCCAGCUCAGCCUCCGCCGUUAGCACAUACUCAUAGACGCGCUAGAAGCAGUGGUCAUCAUCAUACCUUGUGGGACAAUGAUGCUAUGCUCGAGCAUAUGGCAGCAUAUUCCCCAAUUUCCUGCCGAUCAACACGAACGUCUGCAUUAUCAUGGCGUCGACGAGACUCGAUGAACUCAUCUGCAGGAGCGUCAUCCGUUCGUCGGCUGAUCGCUGCGGUGAGGACAGCUCCUUCCGGUCCAAGACCUCCGAAAAAAGUGAUCCUGAGGCAUUGUGCUGCUCUUCUCUUAGGACACGCGAGCUGUUCAGCUGCUAUGCUGCCCAUGUUCCCGUUACAAGCUGGCCUCGGUACCUUCAAUCUUCAUCUGGGACCGAUGUUGCUCGCUCUUCUUUAUGCAAUUGCGACGAUUACUAGUUGCUUUGCUCCAAUUCUUGUGCAAAGAUUCGGGACUAAUCUCGCAAUAAGCACUAGUCAUAUGGCCACCACCGUUUUCGUUGGAUUACAUUUAUACCCAAAAUGGUACAUACUAUUACCUAGUUAUGCAUUGUUAGGCGCUUGUAUAAGUCCAAGUUUCAUAGCAAGAGUUUCACACAUAAAUACUUCAGCGACAAGUUUAGCUCUGGUAUGUGUCGAUCCCGAGGAUCCUGAUGAAACAAGACGCGAGUGCCUUCUGAGAAGACUUAAUCGAGCAAUCAAAUUAGCAGAAGACAUAGGUCUCGCACUGGGUUGUUUAAUCGCUGCCGUACUUGUAAAACUAAUAGAUUCAAAACCUCUCAAUACAAUAAGCAGUGAAAUAAACGACAUGUGCGGAGCAGAAUAUUGUCCAGAGGAAAUUUAUCUUUAUAAUAGUACAACUAAUUUAUCGACAUUAUCAUCUGGUACAUCAAAAAUAUUGGUCAGCAUAUGGUUAGGCCUUGCUGUUUUAGGCUUAAGUAUAUCGUGCGCUUUUCUCGACUCCAGAAUGAAAGAACCGCAAAGUGUAAACGAAAAGCAUAGCAUGCAAAAUAUCCUCGCAUCUGUGAAAGCUGCAUUUCUGGAUCCUAAGUUACAGCUGGCUGCACCAUUAACACUUUUUAUCGGACUUGAACAGGGUUUCAUCUAUGCCGAUUUUAUAGAAGCAUAUGUAGUUUGUGCUUUGGGAGGAGCUAGCACUGUAACUAUCAGUUUUUUAGCUUUAGCCUCUUUACAAGCUCUCGCUGGUGUCACUUUAUCAAUGUUAUUAAGGCACAUUAAAAGAUAUUUCGUUGUAGUUGUAGGAUUUGUAUUUCACGCAUGUUUAUUAUUGGUUUUAACCACCUGGAGACCAUCCGGUGAUGAUCCAGCACUUUUUCACGUUAUAUCUGCUGCCUGGGGAGUUUGUAACUCCAUUUGGGAGACUUUAAUAUACACAUUAGUAUUAGGUUUAUACCCAAAUUCUUGGCAAGGACCUUUAUCAACGUCCCUCUUUUGGAAAUAUCUUGGUCUCGCCCUCACUCUUGGCUUACAUGGAUUGGUCUGUACACGAUUUCGAGUACUUGGCCUUUCCGGUGUGCUACUUCUUUCAGUGCUUCCUUAUGGAUGGUUAGAAAUUAGAUUGGCGAAAAGAGGGAAAAGCUUGGCACCAUUGUGACUGGGAGAUCCAUCUACGAAUGAUCAUAGAUCAAGUAUCAAAACAGAAGCUCGUUAUAAAGAUUGAGAUAAGUUCGUUCCAUUCGGCUUAAGAAGGACAAGAAGACAUAAUAGAAGCAGAAAUCCUUUCAUGGAACAUGCUUCAAGUAUUGCAAAGUUACGCACACGAAGAAGAGCAAACAGUGUUGCUUUUGCUUGUAAUAUUGAACAAAA